AUGAUGAUGUCAUUGCACUAUCGCCUUUUGGAAGAUGCCAAGCAGCAUUUGAGGCAGGUGGAGAAAGAGAUGCAGAGGCAAAUGAAGCUGCUGGACCUGCACCUGCAGCAGCUCGACGAGGAGCUGUCUGCGUCCUACCCGUGCAGCCCCACCAUGCACCCCUGCUGCCUGUGCCAGCCCAACCAGGAGAGAAGGGCCCUCACCGCAAGGAUGGACGUGGAGAGAGAACUGGGCAGCAUGCAAAGAAGACUUAACAGAUUAUCGAACUUUUCCCAUGAUAACAAGCUUUUGGCUUUGAUGGACAUGAAGGGGUUUGACCCCAAGGAAGUCACUGUAACGGUGAAAGAUGGGAAGGUGAAGGUGUUAGCGGAGCACAGGGAGGAGCACGCAACUGCAGAAGGGAAGGAGUAUAACUACAGAAGCACCACGAAGGAAAUCAGCCUGCCGCCGGGAGUGAGCAAGGAUGAGGUGACCUACUCGCUGGGACCCAAUAGCAUCAUGAAGAUCGAAAUAGCACGCAAGUGCUACCCUUGUCUCCUGAGCCGCUGA
Messenger RNA from Athene cunicularia (burrowing owl), 549 nucleotides. RefSeq names its product outer dense fiber of sperm tails 1 (gene ODF1). The coding region runs from base 1 to 549 and encodes 182 amino acids. Gene Ontology annotation, cellular component: outer dense fiber. The transcript is spliced from 2 exons. Lineage: Eukaryota; Metazoa; Chordata; Aves; Strigiformes; Strigidae. The record is from RefSeq and is a predicted model, not a curated record.